This is a messenger RNA of Daldinia vernicosa, 1359 nucleotides long. Its product is annotated as spermidine synthase. Lineage: Eukaryota; Fungi; Ascomycota; Sordariomycetes; Xylariales; Hypoxylaceae. Gene Ontology annotation, cellular component: cytosol. Gene Ontology annotation, molecular function: spermidine synthase activity. The transcript has 6 exons. Bases 117 to 1178 code for a protein of 353 amino acids. Gene Ontology annotation, biological process: spermidine biosynthetic process. The record is from RefSeq and is a predicted model, not a curated record.
UAUCACAGUCUGGAAAGAAGGUACCCUAAGGUAUAUCGGACGUUAGGUACCUUUCUUUAGUCCGGCCAGUAACGUUUCGAUACCCAUGUGUGUAAGAGAAAAUUUUCAUUUAUUAGAUGGUCUGGAGAAGGCAAAUAUUUUCGCCGUGCAAGUUGAUUCGACAAUUGCAAUUCCCAUCCUACGAUAAAAAGAAGAGGACGAUAGGGUCGAUUUUCGACUGCUUAUAUUUAAAUAUCAAUACCAUCCAACCUCUUUCUUCGUCCCGCAAACGAUAUUCGACUUUUGCGCAGUCCAAGAUGUCUUCCGAGGAGAUCACACACGCUACCAUCAAGGAUGGCUGGUUCAGAGAGAUCUCUGAGAUGUGGCCGGGCCAGGCCAUGACUCUGAAGGUGAAGAAGGUUCUCCACCACGAGAAGAGCAAGUACCAGGAUGUGCUCAUCUUCGAGUCCACCAACUACGGUACCGUCUUGGUCCUGGACAACGUCAUCCAGUGCACCGAGCGUGACGAGUUCUCCUACCAGGAGAUGAUCACUCACUUGGCUAUGAACUCCCACCCCGACCCCAAGAAGGUGCUGGUCAUCGGCGGCGGUGACGGAGGUGUCCUGCGCGAGGUUGUCAAGCACGAGUGUAUCGAGGAGGCUGUCCUCUGCGAUAUCGACGAGGCCGUCAUCCGCCUCUCCAAGCAAUACCUACCUGGUAUGGCCGAGGGUUUCAAGCACCCCAAGGUGAAGGUGCACGUCGGGGACGGCUUCAAGUUCCUAGACGAUUACAAGAAUGCCUUCGACGUCAUCAUCACAGACUCGUCGGACCCCGAGGGUCCCGCCGAGAGCCUCUUCCAGAAGUCGUACUUCGAGCUGCUGCACGGUGCUCUCCGACCCGGCGGCGUCAUCACCACCCAAGCUGAGAACCAGUGGCUCCACCUACCGCUCAUCGCCAAGCUGAAGAAGGACUGCAGAGAGGUCUUCCCCGUCGCCGAGUACGCGUACACUACCAUCCCGACAUACCCGUCGGGCCAGAUCGGCUUCAUGGUGUGCUGCAAGGAGGAGGGUCGCGACGUCAAGACGCCUCUGCGUUCCUGGUCUCCCGAGGAGGAGGAGCGUCUGUGCAAGUACUACAAUGCUGAGAUCCACAAGGCUAGCUUUGUUCUGCCUACCUUUGCCGCGAAGGCUCUCCAAUAGACGCGCCAAAUUGCGGUGAAAAGUGAAAAGUGAAAAGGUGGUUGGAUGGGCUGGGCUACGAUGCUGGGUGGUCCGGACGAUGAAGAUCGUGAGAUGAUUCAAUGCCUCACGAGUCACGUGUUUUGGCUUUAGAAGAGCCUAUAGGUAGCCGUCAAUAAUGAAUAGACUGGCUUAUGACUAA